UGCUCGCGCUCAAACCGUGCGGAGAGACAGACGCGAUUUUCCACGCGCUCGGAGACGCGCAGCGCGGCGACACUGGAAACCCCGACACACACCUCUAACCCGGGGAGGGGAAAAAAGUUUAUCCGUGCAGAUCGAAACAUCCUCCGUGCAUUGAGAUACGCAUUUAAGGACGUUGAGGAAACCAUGGAAAGUUAACAUCUGGAGGAUUUUCUGCUAAUGAUGCCGAAAACUGAGUUAAUCAUGGACUUCAGGGCAACUUUUUGAUCGCGAGCUGUAUUUUCCAGCGCCUUUUUAAAAGUGCACGCAGUUCACGAUUCGAUUGAUUUUUUUCCCCCCUUUUUUUCUUUUUGUGAACUUGGUGCAGAUGCUGCUAACAUGCUCCCCUGGAUACUUAAACUGAGUUGGUGUUAAAGAGAAAAAACCAGACGCAAGCGAAGAGCAACAGCUGGAAAGGAUUUUCUCCCCUGUGUAAUUGGGUGAAAUUUUGUGGUGGACUAUAACAGGCCUAGUUGUUCAAUUUUUGGCCAAAAAAAAAAAAAGACAACGUAUUGUCUUCAACUCUUUCUUCUGAUUGUUUUAUAACUACGACUUUCUCCAGAAUGUUGAUGCGCGCGGAACGUGUGGGCUUUUUCCUCGCGACUUUGUGCCUUUUGUGCUUGCCCACGAGCAGCGGUCAGCACAACGGUGAGAAGGGCAUCUCGAUCCCGGAGCACGGAUUCUGCCAGCCCAUUUCCAUUCCUCUGUGCACGGACAUUGCGUACAAUCAGACCAUCAUGCCCAACCUUCUGGGUCACACCAAUCAGGAAGACGCCGGACUCGAGGUGCACCAGUUCUACCCGCUGGUAAAAGUGCAGUGCUCGGCUGAUCUCAAGUUCUUCCUGUGCUCCAUGUACGCGCCAGUGUGCACAGUGCUGGAGCAGGCCAUCCCCCCGUGUCGCUCCCUGUGCGAGCGCGCCAGACAGGGCUGUGAGGCGCUCAUGAACAAGUUCGGCUUCCAGUGGCCCGAGCGCCUGCGCUGCGAGAACUUCCCAGUACACGGCGCGGGUGAAAUCUGCGUGGGCCAGAACACGUCGGAGGCCGGAAGUCCGACGUCCGACCCGACACCCUACGUUCCCGACCUGAUCACACUGCCGCCCAAUCCGGGCAGAAACUUUCAGCAGUUCACAUGCCCGCUGCAGCUUAAGGUGCCCUCUUAUCUCAACUACUACUUCAUGGGUGAGAAGGACUGUGGUGCGCCGUGUGAGCCCAACAAGCCCAACGGCCUUAUGUACUUCCGUGAAGAAGAGGUGAAGUUUGGACGCCUCUGGGUGGGCAUCUGGUCCAUUUUGUGCUGCGUGAGCACCCUCUUCACUGUGCUCACCUAUCUGGUGGACAUGAGACGAUUCCGCUAUCCAGAGAGACCAAUCAUCUUCCUGUCUGGCUGUUACUUCAUGGUGGCCGUGGCCUAUGCUGCAGGUUUCUUCCUUGAGGACAAGGUGGUUUGCAUUGACAAAUUCAACGACGAUGGGUACAAGACAGUGGCACAAGGUACAAAGAAGGAAGGAUGCACCAUCCUCUUUAUGAUUCUCUACUUCUUCGGCAUGGCGAGUUCCAUCUGGUGGGUCAUCUUGUCUCUCACGUGGUUCCUCUCAGCCGGCAUGAAGUGGGGCCACGAGGCCAUCGAGGCCAACUCACAAUACUUCCAUUUGGCAGCCUGGGCUGUUCCUGCGGUGAAGACCAUCACUAUCCUCGCCAUGGGUCAAGUGGACGGAGACCUGCUGACGGGCGUGUGCUAUGUGGGCAUAUAUAGUGUAGCAUCUCUGCGGGGUUUCGUACUGGCACCGCUCUUUGUUUACCUCUUCAUUGGCACCUCAUUUCUUCUGGCGGGCUUUGUUUCGCUGUUCCGCAUCCGCACCAUAAUGAAGCACGACGGAACGAAGACCGAGAAGCUGGAGAAGCUCAUGGUGCGCAUCGGGGUGUUCAGUGUGCUCUACACAGUGCCCGCUACAAUCGUGAUCGCAUGCUACUUCUACGAGCAGGCUUUCCGAGAGCACUGGGAGAAGACGUGGCACAUGCAGACGUGCAAGCGCUUCGCUGUGCCCUGCCCGGCCGGCAACUUUGCACCCAUGUCACCCGACUUUACUGUGUUCAUGAUCAAGUACUUGAUGACCAUGAUCGUUGGUAUCACGUCUGGCUUUUGGAUCUGGUCCGGCAAAACUCUGCAGUCGUGGCGCAGGUUUUACAAAAGACUCAGUAACAGUAACCAGGGUGAGACGACUGUAUGAGAAUGGGACACGACCCUGAGAGUAAAACACAAGACUGACAUUUUGAGGAAAUUGGUUUGUUAAGGCUGGACGACACUUUUUAUUUGAAUUCUUUAUUUCUGAGACGUUUUCUGGUUAAACGAGCCCAAAAAAAAAAAAAAAAAAAAAAGAAGCCUAAUGCAGUUACUGAUGAACAUGCUUAACAGCUAAAUGUACUUUGUCUUUUGAGAAAUGAAAUUUUGUGGACACUAAAAAAAAAAAGUGCCAAAAUGUUUCCCCAAACUUCUGCCUUUGUUUUUUUUUCAUGUGAAAGAAAUAUUUUGACUUUGCCUCUAUGUACCAGUAUAUUUUACACGUCAUGUGUCUCUGCACAUCUUAAGGCCUACAUUCACGCGCUGUAAUCGGCAUAGUACCAUGUAGUGCUCAUUACUGUGGAAUCGUGAUUACUUUUUUUUUUUUUCUUACCCAUGAAUAUUGACCAUGUUUUGCUUUACAGAUGUAUGCUCUCCUGUCUUUUAUGGACUUGUAUGAGUUUCAGAGCCACCCGCUGACAAUCAUGCAUCGUUCAUGUGGCACACAAGCACGUUGGUGUUGGGCUUGGGGAGCUACAUGCAUGUGUCCAGCUGGGAAAUUAUGCAAGCUUCUUUUAAACUGCGUAAACUUGUAAAUAAUCACCCUUUCUUAAAGAAUAUAUGUAUUUAUGAAAAUAAUCUUGUUGUUUUUUUACUUGAUUUUUUUUUUUUUAAACAGAAAAUUGGUAAGAGGACAUUUGUAUAUGUACAGUUUCACUGAAUAAAAAUGAUUAGAUUUUUAA
Molecule: messenger RNA, 3057 nt
Organism: Silurus meridionalis
Lineage: Eukaryota; Metazoa; Chordata; Actinopteri; Siluriformes; Siluridae
Gene: fzd7a
Product: frizzled class receptor 7a
Exons: 1
Coding region: 600-2264 (554 amino acids)
Biological process (GO): canonical Wnt signaling pathway; non-canonical Wnt signaling pathway
Cellular component (GO): plasma membrane
Molecular function (GO): Wnt-protein binding; Wnt receptor activity
Source: RefSeq, a predicted model, not a curated record